Molecule: messenger RNA, 1908 nt
Organism: Saccostrea cuccullata (small rock oyster)
Lineage: Eukaryota; Metazoa; Mollusca; Bivalvia; Ostreida; Ostreidae
Exons: 2
Coding region: 81-1736 (551 amino acids)
Biological process (GO): protein monoubiquitination
Molecular function (GO): protein binding; zinc ion binding; ubiquitin protein ligase activity
Source: RefSeq, a predicted model, not a curated record
UGAAACCCCACGGUUGCAAACAAAUGACAGCCAUGUUGGAAAAAUACCUGUAAUGUGUAGAGGCUUUCUGAGCUUUCCCAAUGGACCCUCGGUACAGUGCCCAAGAUGUCCUGCGUUGUGCCCUGUGUGAGACUCCUGUUCCUCCAAUGUACUGUGACUUAUGUCAUGUCAAACUCUGUAAGGCCUGUGUAGGGGAGCAUCUUUCUGAUUUAUCUAAAGAACAUAAAGUGGUAUCAUACAAACAAAAGGGAACGUCACCAAAAUGUCCAACUCAUGGUGGAAAACUGUGUGAACUUUACUGCAAGGAAUGUGACCUUCCUGUUUGUUCGUUCUGUCUGACAUCUAAUUUCCACAAAGGACAUACUUUAUUGAAUUUACUGGAGAUAAUGAAAACCAAACAAAAGGCCAUACAAAAAGAUGUUGAUGAAUUAUCUAAUUCAGUUUGCCCUAAAUAUGAAGAAAUUUUUGCAGAGAUACAGAGAGAAAAAUCAAACCUAGAAAAACAAUACAAGAAACUGACAACAGCUGUCACCAAACAUGGAGAAGACUGGCACAAAGAAUUAAACAUUAUUGUCAACAAACAGAAAAAUGAAAUUGAUGAGAUGAAAACUAAACACCUGGCUAUACUUAAUAAACAGGAAAAUGAAAUCAAACGACUCAUUUCUGAAGUAAAGCAGUGCAUACUUGAUCUGAAAAAAACAAUGGAUUCCAAUGACGUCUCCCAAACCUCCGCAUACAAAUCAAGGAAUGCUGAAUUCAAAAUAUCACCUCCCAAAGUCACCGUUUCUUUACCGAGUUUCUCUCCACAUCAAAUCAAAGGAGAACAGCUCCAUCAAAUGUUUGGUUCUCUGUCAGCAUUAUCCAUUACAACAGAAGAACAUGGCUACACAAUGGAGACACCAGAAGCUGUAUCCUGUCCUCCAGUCAAACCACUGCUUGAUAAACCAGAGCUCAUCACCACCAUAGACACUGGGUAUAAAUAUCUAAACAGUGUUAACUGUCUCAGUGAUGAAAAAAUCUGGACACGAGGGUCUGACAAAAUCAUGAAACUUUAUAACAUCCAGGGCAAACUACUGAAGUCAAUCCAAACCAAGUCAGGGAACAUACCACAUGACAUAGCAGUGACAAGCAGUGGAGAUCUAGUUUAUACUGAUGAAAAUACAAGAACUGUAAACAUAGUGAAGAAUGACCAGAUACAGGAAGUGAUCAGACUACAGGGGUGGAAACCUUACUAUGUCUGUAGUACCUCCUCUGGUGACCUCCUGGUUACCAUGUACAGUGAUUAUAAACAAUCAAAAGUUGUCCGUUACUCUGGUUCCAAAGAGAAACAAACCAUUCAGUUUGAUAGUAAAGGUAAACCUCUGUAUUCAUUUGAAGAUAUUAAAUACAUCAAUGAGAACAGGAACCUGGAUAUCUGUCUGGCUGACAAUAGAGCCCGUGCAGUAGUGGUGGUUAGUCAUGCAGGAAAACUGAGAUUUAGAUACACUGGUCAUCCCUCUCCUACCAAGGGACCAUUUAGUCCAGUUGGAAUCACAACAGACAGCCAGAGUCAGAUCCUGACAGCAGACUGGGACAACAAGUGUAUCCACAUCCUAGAUCAGGACGGACAGUUCCUCCGUUAUAUUGAUAACUGUGAUUUACAGUUUCCAUGGGGUUUAUGUGUAGACACCAGAGACAACCUCUUUGUAGCUCAGUUUAGCAGUGGUAUAGUGAAGAAAAUCAAAUACAUGUAUUAAUUUUAUUACCUGAACUCUUUGUGAUGGAUAUUAUCAUGGAAGUGUUAAAGACAGGGGAUAUUAACUUGUUACCUUUCAAUUCCUUACACAAAAUAAUGCCUUAUCAACAAUUAAAGAUAGGAAAAGUAUGCCUAUAUAAAUAUUUUGAAUGGUCUCAUUAUACACUUUGAAU